Messenger RNA from Aedes albopictus (Asian tiger mosquito), 5714 nucleotides. Its product is annotated as casein kinase I. Gene Ontology annotation, molecular function: ATP binding; protein serine/threonine kinase activity. The transcript has 3 exons. The coding region runs from base 666 to 1661 and encodes 331 amino acids. Lineage: Eukaryota; Metazoa; Arthropoda; Insecta; Diptera; Culicidae. Gene Ontology annotation, cellular component: cytoplasm; nucleus. The record is from RefSeq and is a predicted model, not a curated record. Gene Ontology annotation, biological process: signal transduction; negative regulation of canonical Wnt signaling pathway; peptidyl-serine phosphorylation.
GCGUGUGUGCCUUGCGUUUUCUGGGAAAUUUGGGCCAUUUUCCGUCGUUCAGAACAAGUGGAUUUGCAGUGAAACUGCCGUGUGCGGGAUUGCGGAAACCAAGGCGACCGAGAAAAGUGUUGGAUUUUUCGGGGCUCUUCGCAGAGGCGAUUGCUCUGGUGGUGCUGGUGCUUAUUGCGUUCCGUUUUCCCCUCGUCACGCCAGAGGAGCGAGAGCAGUUGUAACAAACGGGUCCCGUUCCAUCGUUCCGUUUCCAUCCGUCCGCGUUGCGUUCGUCGUCGUCGUCGUCCGUCCGUCCCGUCAUCCAUCUUUCGUCGUUCGAUUUUGAGAUUUUUUUUUUCGUUCGAUCGACGAAGAAGUCGUGCGUGCGUUGUAUGUGUGCCGCGUCGUGUACGUGUGCCGCGGACGGUCCAAGCCAAGAAAGUGCGUUUUUCUUUUCGUGGUGGGUUUGACGAGUGUGGCGCCCGGAAGAACGACGGCGAAGACGAGAGGCUGAAGAUCCUGAUCCUGACAAGCGAGAGCCAGAUCGUCAACAUCCGGAGGAAGAGGGCGCAGCGGCGGAAGGCAGACAGGGAUUGAUCGGAAGUCGGAACCAAAAUACGUAAAAGUGCUCCUCUCCCUGUCCGAGAGCGGCGGAAGCAGCCCCCACCAGAAGUCCCAUCAAGAUGAAUGAAUUUAUCGUGGCCGGCAAGUAUCGGAUCAUACGGAAGAUCGGUUCCGGUUCGUUCGGGGACAUCUACCUGGGAAUCAACAUUACCAAUGGCGAAGAAGUGGCCCUCAAAAUGGAAAGCCUCACGGCGCGGCAUCCCCAGCUGAUGUACGAGUACAAACUGUACAAGGUGCUGAUCGGCGGCGUCGGAAUCCCCCACAUCCGGUACUUUGGCCAGGAGCGGAAUUACAACGUGCUCGUCAUGGACCUCCUCGGACCCUCGCUGGAAGAUCUGUUCAACUUCUGCAGUCGCCACUUUACCAUCAAAACGGUGCUCAUGCUGGUCGACCAGAUGAUUGGCCGCCUCGAAUACCUGCACAUGAAGAACUUCAUCCACCGGGACAUCAAACCGGACAACUUCCUGAUGGGCAUCGGGCGGCACUGCAACAAACUGUUCAUGAUCGACUUCGGGCUGGCGAAAAAGUACCGAGACUUCCGGACGCGCAUCCACAUCAUGUACCGAGAGGACAAGAACCUGACCGGAACGGCCCGGUACGCGUCCAUCAAUGCCCACCUCGGGAUCGAGCAGAGCCGCCGGGACGACAUGGAAUCGCUGGGCUACGUCAUGAUGUACUUCAAUCGGGGCUCGCUGCCCUGGCAGGGCCUCAAGGCCACCAACAAGAAGCAGAAGUACGAAAAGAUCUCCGAGAAGAAGAUGUCCACCCCGAUCGAGGUGCUGUGCAAGGGCUUCCCGGCCGAGUUCGCGAUGUAUCUCAACUACUGCCGCAGCUUACGGUUCGACGAGGGACCCGACUACAUGUAUCUGAGACAACUGUUUAGAAUCCUAUUCCGUACGCUAAAUCAUCAGUACGAUUACACCUUUGACUGGACGAUGCUGAAACAGCGAGGGAUCCUGAAGGGCGGCACCAACGCGCUGCCCCACGCAACUGGCGAGGGAACCCGCGAGGAACGGCGUGAUAAAGAUAAGCAACCAACGGAAACAGAGAAAUAGAAGUUUUGAAAUUAUUUUUUAUGUAUAAAAUAUAUUACAAUUACUAAAACUGAGUAAACUUAAAGAAAGAGAGGGAAGCAGGCGGAUGAAGAUAGAAAAGGAAGUAAGGAACAAAAAAGCGCGCGAAAGCUGUUAUAAGCGAAGGAAAUUAGGAAAACGAACAGGCAGCACAGGAAAGAAGUAGGAAGCAAAAGGAGGCGAACCGAGAGCAGAUGAAGGUGCAGAACACGGAUACAGAAUCGGAUAGUUUUUGUUUGCUUCGUGGGCAACAGAGAAAGGUUAGCAAAACUGAAGAAGCUGUAAUAGGAACACACUUGUAAACGAAACGAGUGGAAUGUGGCAAAACAAAUCUUGCUGAAAAUAAAAUAAAAAAACAAAAAGGAGACAAAACAUUAGCAAACUCUUUAACUUUAAUUACAAACAAAGUAUGUAAAAUUAAAUAUAAUUAUUAGUGAUUAUUACAAUUACAACAAAUAUCGGUUGGAGAUGCGGUGGAAAUGGAUCGAGACCGGCGUUUGCGUUGACGGUCGGUCAGUGGUACGAACAAAGCCGAACAUCAAACAAAAGAACUGCACUUCCCGUUUCGGUUGUUGUUCGGGCGGAUUGACCGAUCGUCACUUGCGCCACACGCUAACACUGUGGAUGUAUGUAUGAAGAUUUCUGUAAAUCAAAUUUAUUCGAACUGGGUGAAUUGUUUUACAGCAAUCUUUAAACCAAAAUCGCUCAGUUUAGUGUGCGAUGUCUCACUCAAAGUACACUCUCAUUCACAAGACACCCACUCAUACAUACAGAGAAUCAUACUUUUCGUCUCUCAUUCAUGGUCUCGCGUUCCUCCCCCCGUUCUCUCAAUAGGUAAUCGUAAGCCAUGCGCCAUCCAUCGCCGUCAUACAACAAUCAUAGCAUGUCACACAAACACAUACAUACACACACACGUUCGUUUUAUCUCCCUCGUUCAUACUGAUAGAAUACUGCUGUGUAUUAUUACGGUUCUACUUUGCUGCGGGUUGGCAUAGUGGCCAUUUGGCAUAACAAAGUUUUCGAAUUUUUGGGUUUUGUAAUUGGUUGUUCUUCGUGCUAUGCCAAAUGGAAUUAUGCCAAACGAGGUGGAGCCAUUAUUACUACUGUCGGGGGCUCCCUAGGUGGCAAGAAGUCGUCUGGUAUACACUCGUGUGGUGUAAGGAUUUCCAAAUUCUAAAAGCCAUUUCGCAUAACUCGAAGAACAACCUUUCCGGAUGAAAACAAAUUUGCUAUGAUGAAAGCUGCAGUUAUGUCAAAUGACUUUAUGCCAAAUGGGUUAUGUCAGACGUUCGCAUGCCACGAAGUGAGCCUCUAUUAUUGUGCAACUGCAGAACCAGAUAACAAGAACGUUUAAAGCGAUGAAGCGCUAUUACUCUACAAGUACUACUACAAAAUAGCAUAAACAAAGGAAAUAACAAAACAGUGUUUGUCUAAUGUUUUCGUUUUCCGACUCUAGUUUUUAGUUGACAUGAACUCAUAUUUUUGCUGCAAUCGAAUUUUGCCCAUUUCUUCACAGUAAACGAGACAAGAUGAAGAAAUCCAAGAAUUUAUCCAAUUUAGUAAAGAAAAAAAAAAGAAGGAACAAUAAUAAACACAGCCAAUACGACAAAGUAACACAUACAAAUGCAAACCAGAGCAAAAAAGAAAACCCGUAGAAUUAGGAAAUGGAUCUGCUCCGUGACCACACGAAACCAAUAGUAGCAGGCAUUGUCGAUGUGACUGUAUGUCUCCGGAACAAAUCUAACCUACAAGAAAACAGCAACAACAACAAUGCACAUACUUUUCCCUCUCCUGGCGGAAGUCGCUUUUCUCUGUUUCCGUUGUUCAAAUUACUUCAAUGUCGUCGUGCUCGCCAGGUAUAAAGUAGUUUGGCAUAAGGACCGUUAUGCCAAAUGACCCUUAUGUCAAAUGGGUCGCUUUUGUUUGACUCAACGAAUGACAGCUGAUGAAGUUAGGUUAUGCCAAAAGGUUAUUUCGUCAAACAGUUUUAGCCAAAUGACCAUUUGUUCUAUUUCUGAGUGGCAUAAAGAACAUUUGGCAUAAUCGUCUUCAAUUGGCGGUUAUGCCAAACGACGGCAUGUCAUACGAGCUCCCCUUUGUGUCAGUUUUGUAACUCAGUACGCCCCCGCCCUCAUCCUCCCAGCUGUCGUUGAUAGUGACAGAAUCCCUCCCCCCUCACACUUUUGUGUAGCACGUCCCACAAGCACACCUAACCUCAACAUCCUUGUUUUGAUUGUUUUUAUUGUUUUCGUAUAAAAACUGUUCAAAAGCGCGUGCGCGCGGAAGCAAAAGUUCUCCUGUGUUAGAGUACUAGUUCUUGUACUGUCGAUAGAGUGAAAACUAAUUAAGAUAACUGAUUGAUCCUUCUGUCGUCCGAAUGCUGUGUCUUUGGUUUAUGUUUUAGAGGUAAAAUGUGUUUCCCCCCUCUACUUUCUUACUGGUGAUCUCGGGAAGGAUAGAAAGAGGUCAUUCUAUGCAAAACAGCAACGUCAAACAAUGCAUAGAGUUUUCGUUUGAGAAAAAAAUAAGAACAAUUAUGGAAAACACAGAAAUUAAUUAUAAAUUAAUCGAAUAUACUAUCAAAAUAAAAAAAAAAUGAAAAAAGAAAGUAACAAAUUAUGUGUAAAUAUAUUGAAUUAAAACAAAUGAAACAAACAUGAGCAAGAAACGAACGGAAGUUAGCGAAAGAAAGAAAGCAUUUCUUCUUUCAAGAAAACUAAAGUUCUAGACAAAACAGCAAAAGGAAAACAACAAACAAAAACAGUUUUUUUAACUAUAUUCAUGAAAACCAGAACCCAACAAAUAUCUAAACGACUAUAAUUGUUUAAGUAAGACAAAUAAGCAGAAAAAAAAGCUUAACACGGACACAACAGUUUCCAGAAAAUGAAAAAAAGAUGCGAUCAAAGCAACCACAGAGAAACGAAUCCGUGUUGGUGGGUGUAACACCCGUGUCCCCGUUUUCCCCUCGUUCUCCCCCUUUGUUCGUUGUGAAAACCCACACCCGGUUGUGACCCCCAGAGUAAGUUCUGGAAGUUCAAUUGACCCCUCCUUGCUGCGGUCAAUUGGAUCUCCGGGAUCUCCCGGUAUACCGGAAGAAAAACCGUCGACCUUGGUGUUGAUAUGUCGGUAAAAUUUUCUUCUGAAAUGAUUGGUACAAUUUACCGAACCUCGGUAAAUUUGUCCGAAUCAAUAGUUUUGCCGAGAUUCGAACACCAAUGUCGGUGAUUUAUGUCGUUUUCGUUUUUGCGGCGGUGCUACGCCGCUUCGUGCUACACUUUUUGCUGAAUAAACGAACAUUUUCGGUGCAGUUGCAUUGGUGUGCGUGUAUAAACACCAAAAUAUUGACAACUUUGCAAACGCUGAUUGGUGGACAUGGUGUACACCAGCUACACUCCCGAUUUUUUGAGUGCUACACUAUUAUGCGCGGUGCAGAAAAAGUGCUGCACCGGUGUAGCACGAAAAUCAAAAACGAACAUUUUCGGUGCAAAAGUGCUACACCGGUUUAGCACCACCGCAAAAACGAAAACGACAUUACUUUUUGUGUGGAUCAUCCCGUUUUCGUUUGUCAUCGAAUGGGGCUCGCGCUCCACCCCUCGCCCCGAUCCACCCCCCUUAGUAGAGAGAAAGAGAAUUACUUGUAAUGAACAAAACAAAACAAAAUCUGUGUUUUUCCCGCUCUCUCGAAUCGGAGAGCAGCUACUACACAACUACAAAACUAGAAAACAGAAUAUACUAUGAGAAAUAAAAAUGAAUACAAUACAAGAACAUACAAACAAACAAACAAAAAAGUCGAUUCAGCUGGAAGCUGAACAGGAAAAGCAGCUUAAAGGAGAACACAUACACAACAAAAGCCGCAAAAGAGGAUGAAGAAGAUGAAGAAGGCGAAUAAAACAAGCGUAAAUCAGAUACAGUAGAAAGGAUUUAUUAUUAGGAAGUAAUGAUUAUUAUUUUUUUUCAUUGAAUGAAGGUAAAAAUGAUAGGAUGAUGCAAGAAGUAAACAGUUAUUAAAUAAAGAAAAACCUAAACAAAAAAUAA